AUGUCUACGAGUGCGGAAUUCAGAGAUCUCAACCACUUCAUCGACCAGGCGGGCGCGGCCGCAUGGCCCAUCUUCAUAAUUGCGACAAUCGUCUUCAUUUUGCGAACGAUUUCUCGUGUCUUCUACAGCAAAGCAUCACUGGAUUGGGAAGACUAUGUUAUUUCCAUUUCAUGGGUCCUGGACGUCGUCCGCAUGGUCACGUUCCAACUAGCAUUGAGCGCAACUCGCAAAGUUGAUCUAAACGACCUGGCCGGCACUCUACCCAACGCUUCCUUCUGGAGCCUGUUCACGGACGCCUGGUCAUUCCUCAGCGUCACGUCUCCGAAGGUUGGUGUCGCGUUCCUGCUCGUGCGAAUCUUCCGACCGCGAAAAUGGGUCGCCAACACUAUUCUGGGAAUGUCCAUUGGGCUUUUUAUUGUGUGCAUUGCUGGAUUCUUCAUUUGCUUCGUCCAGUGCAAUCCAAUCGCGGGGCAAUGGGACCCGUAUAGCCACCCGAAAACAAAAUGCUGGCCUCGCAAUGUGCAAGUCGACUACUCCUUAAUGGGAAGCUCAACGUCCGCGUUUCUCGACCUGGUUUUCGCUCUCUACCCAGGCUUCGUCAUCUGGGGACUGCAGCUCCCGCUAUGGAAGCGAUUGAGCACCAUGGGCUUCAUGUGUCUCGGUGUAGGAGCCUUCGCCUUCGCUGUGGUCAAAGUCACCAGCAAUACGACUCUCCUCGGCGAGCCCACAGUCACGGAAUUCGCACAGAAGGCGUUGCACAUUGCGCUGUGGAACAGCAUUGAGAACGACUUCGUGAUGCUCGCUGCGUGUCUCCCUUCUGUACGCCCUGUGCUGAGGCAGCUUGGCUUGUUUACUCGAACGCACCUCUCGACGAGCAGGCCGACACGCAUGACGUCUCCCUCGAUAUCUGAGCGCUCUCUUCGGCGUGGGGACCACGGCGAGCCGUAUGAUGGUCGCGCGGUGGAGUUGGGGCAUCAUCCGCGCUCGAUGAACAAGUCGAUCCAGAUUAAGCAUGAUGUUUCGCUAGAGUGGGAGCAGGCAAAGCCAAACUUCAGCAAUCCUUCCUCCCAGGUAUAG
Molecule: messenger RNA, 1077 nt
Organism: Paraphaeosphaeria sporulosa
Lineage: Eukaryota; Fungi; Ascomycota; Dothideomycetes; Pleosporales; Didymosphaeriaceae
Exons: 4
Coding region: 1-1077 (358 amino acids)
Source: RefSeq, a predicted model, not a curated record